Beauveria bassiana ARSEF 2860 is the source of this 792-nucleotide messenger RNA. RefSeq names its product YggS family pyridoxal phosphate enzyme. Gene Ontology annotation, cellular component: intracellular anatomical structure. Lineage: Eukaryota; Fungi; Ascomycota; Sordariomycetes; Hypocreales; Cordycipitaceae. The record is from RefSeq and is a predicted model, not a curated record. The transcript is spliced from 2 exons. Bases 1 to 792 code for a protein of 263 amino acids. Gene Ontology annotation, molecular function: pyridoxal phosphate binding.
AUGAGUGAAAACACUGAAGAAAUGCGCAUAGAUCCCGCCAGAGCGGCGACGCUCGUGUCACAGCUCUCAUCCGUCCAGCAGCGCAUCGCUGCCCUCAACGCCGGCCGCAAUGUCCGCCUUGUGGCCGUCUCCAAGCUCAAGCCCGCGAAUGACAUUCUCGCCCUGCACGAAGCGCCGGCGCACCACGCGCACUUUGGCGAAAACUAUGCCCAGGAGCUGAGCCAAAAGGCCGAGCUGCUUCCCCGAACCGUCCAGUGGCACUUUAUCGGCGGCCUGCAGUCGAGCCACUGCAAAUCGCUCGCCCGCAUUCCCAACCUCUUUUGCGUCUCCAGCGUCGACACUCCGAAAAAGGCCCGCCUGCUCGACGCCGCCCGCGCCGUCCUUCGCGACGCCGAUCCCGCGGUGCCACCGCUCGGCGUCCACGUCCAGGUCAACACGUCGGGCGAGGACGCCAAGUCGGGCUGUGCGCCGGGCGACGAGACCGUCGCCCUGUGCAGGGAGAUUGCCGAGCACUGCGACAGCCUCAAGCUCCUCGGCCUCAUGACCAUUGGCGCCAUUGCCCGCAGCAAGGCCACUACGCCGGAGAACCGAAAUGAAGACUUUGUAGCGCUCAAGGAGCAGCGACGACUCGUUGCCGAGGCGCUCGGCGUCGAGCCCGAGAGCCUGGAGCUGAGCAUGGGCAUGAGCGAGGAUUUCGAGGGCGCCAUCGCCGAGGGGAGUGGCGAGGUUCGCGUCGGCAGUACCAUUUUUGGUCAGCGGCCGAAUAAAGCGGAUGCUCAGAUCCGUGUAUAA